Seminavis robusta is the source of this 1382-nucleotide messenger RNA. The record is from the annotation of a GenBank genome assembly. Lineage: Eukaryota; Bacillariophyta; Bacillariophyceae; Naviculales; Naviculaceae.
UUGAAAUCACUCGCCAACGGCAUCAAGGAUCUCCCUUUUCGGACCGGUGACCGAGACCAUACGCCAACCUCCCACCAAUAGAGGCCAAAUGAAUCGAGCGUAGGGACGCGUUGCAGCACUAUAGCAGAUAAAUAGGCAACCAAUCACCAUGUUGAAACGAUCCACGAAGAAACGAUCCCAUCAAAAGAGUGCUCAAUUGAUUCUGGAAGCCAACGCAACCUUCUAUUCUGCAUUUUCCACAUUAGAGUACGAUGCCAUGGAAAACCUGUGGCUCCCGGAUGACACGAGCAUAUGCAUCUUCCCCUCCUCCAGACCGCUCAAAGGCUUCUCGGCCAUCAUGAAGAGCUGGAAACACGCCGUGGAAGCCAUGGACGGGAACAACUUGCGGAACUGGAUGGCACCUGAUGACAUCCAGUUUGAAUACCUCGGAACCAACAAGGCCACCAUUGUGUGCGAUGAGCUGAUAUUUGUCAGCUCGAGUCGUAUGGUCCAAGGAAAUGUCUUUCAGCACACCGACGUGGUCAACAAAUUUCGAGCACGAAACAUGUUCAAAAAAGUUGGGAAUCGCUGGUAUCUGUGUUACCAUGAAGCAUUCCUCUUUCAAGACAGUAACCCUCUCGACGAAUUGGGACUCAGUGCAUCCUCCUCGGAAGACUCCAAAUCAACCUUCCUCACCAUGAUGACCAGGAGAACCGAACGAAAGCGAGAUCGAAACCCCUUCAACAUGUUCUUGCUGAAUUGGAACAUGUGUUCUCCCUUUGACUGUGGGCGGCGGCCUUAACACCACGGCAGUGUCGUGUAUCAUCAAGCUUUGGCUCCAUCGCUGGUUGUCAUCCCUGGAUGUCAGUGGUAUGCAUCCAGUUGCAGGCCAUUGAAACGGAGCAAGCAGCCUCAUGACGUGAUCCCAGCAAGGCUCCCAACACAGCUGGCCCUCGCGUGUUAUCAUCCUUACGAUAGAGUACCAACCAACCAACCAACCAACCAACAAAGCACCCAUUCUUCGCUUCGGCUAACGAGCUACCAGCCAGGCAAAAGAUUCUUUUGGUAUUCCACGGCUCGCGCUAGAGCUCUGUGCUGUGAUCGACCAUGACGUUGCAAUCAUUCGCUAAACGCUAAACGAUCCUAAACUACCUCACGAAAAACCUUGCAUAUCCUUCUGACCCAGCCAUCUCCCUUUUCUGGUGAAGAAGUUGAUGAACCUAUCCUACUAGCUGUAACCUAAGCUGUAUCUUAUGCCACUUUCCCAACACCUGCCUCUCCCAACUGCAGUCACCUGGAUUCACGAUCCAAACUGAAGAUGGGGUAGUGGCGAACUGCCAAUGCCUGCUACGGUAUGCUUGUACUAUAUUCGUUUUCGGGCACCAGAUGUCACUGGUUGGUGG